This is a messenger RNA of Penicillium soppii, 4122 nucleotides long. Its product is annotated as ABC transporter integral membrane type 1. The transcript is spliced from 5 exons. NCBI's taxonomy places the organism in Eukaryota, Fungi, Ascomycota, Eurotiomycetes, Eurotiales, Aspergillaceae. The record is from RefSeq and is a predicted model, not a curated record. Gene Ontology annotation, biological process: transmembrane transport. Gene Ontology annotation, cellular component: membrane. Gene Ontology annotation, molecular function: ABC-type oligopeptide transporter activity; ATP hydrolysis activity; ATP binding. The coding region runs from base 1 to 4122 and encodes 1373 amino acids.
AUGGGCGUUGACAAAACUUCCAAUCCGAAUGUGGUCGACAAAGGAGCCACAGCUGCUAAUACCAACCCAAGCUGGAUGUCACUAUUCGGGUUCACAACUCGAAGGCAUCUACCGACUCUCGUAGUAGGGUCCGUCUUUGCUCUAGUUGCUAGUGGUGUCACACCGGCGCUUGCAAUAUUCCUGGGCAAUGUUUUCGACUCAUUUACAUCUUUCGGGGCAGGUUUGACCGAUUCUCAGGGCCUUCAGGACCAAAUUAUCAAGAAUUGUUUCGGUAUGGUCGGGCUGGGAGCGGCAGGCUGGUUCUUGAAUGGUGCAUACUAUGCAUUGUUCGUUGCGUUUGGGGAGAUGCAGGCUUCUUCUAUCCGCAGCGAAGUAUUCAUAGAAUUACUGAAGUGCGAUAUUGAGUGGUUUGAAGCUCAAAGUGAAGGCUCCGGGGCAUUCUUGUCGAGUGUUCAAGCUCACGUUCACGAAAUGCAGAUGGCAACAUCGCAGCCUCUUGGGCUGAUCCUGCAAUACUCAUUCCGAUCACUGGCCUCGCUAGGUUUGGGAUUCUACACAUCGUGGAGCCUGUCGCUGGUUACUCUGGCUGGAAUUCCUAUUUUCUCGUCGGCUAUCGGAUUUAUUUCCUCGAAAAUGAAAUACAGCAUACAAGCGCAGCAGGACGAGCUUACCGAAGCUUCCAAAGUUGCAAACAACGCCAUCACCAAUAUUGACACAGUCAAAUGCCUGAAUGGACAAGCACUAGAGCAUGUGAAUUUCUCGAGCCGCAUUGAAAUUUCUGCCAUACACUAUCUCCGACAAGCUCGGCUGAAUUCCCUUCAAAUUGCCUUCAUCCGAUGGAUGAUGUUCGGAAUGUUUGUUCAGGGGUUCUGGUACGGGAGCUCACUCGCCAGAUCCGGUCAACUUUCAUCUGGUGAAGUUCUGAGGAGUUUUUGGGCUUGCUUGACCGCAGCACAGUCAAUUGAACAGGUGCUACCACAGAUGAUUGUGAUGGAGAAGGGGAAAGUCGCCGGUGUUGCUCUGAAAUCAAUCAUUCAGUGCAGAAGAGACACAGUUGUAAGCGGGAUUAAGGGACGGUACCCGGAACACUGCGAGGGUAACAUAGAGGUCAAAAAUAUUUCUUUUGCAUACCCUAGUCAGCCAGAUCAAUGCGUUCUCAACUCAUGUAGCUUUUCUUUCCCAGCUGGCGAAACAAUAUUCGUCAUCGGAAAGAGCGGCUCUGGUAAAAGUACUCUCAGUCAACUGCUGAUGAGGUUUUAUUUGCCAAAAUCAGGCGAGAUCUUGAUAGACCGCAAUCCGGUACAAGAGCUUGAUAUCAAUUGGAUUCGCAACAACAUCACUCUCCUGGAGCAAAAAAGCGUAUUGUUCAAUGAGUCUGUGCUAACGAACAUCGCCUUUGGUCACCAAAACUAUGAAACCGUCACCAAGUAUGACGCUCAAGAUUCCAUUGACCUGGCAAUGCUCCAAAACACGAUAGAUGGUCUUCCAUUGGGAAUCGACACUUGUGUUGGCCCCGGUGGAAGCUUCUUGAGUGGUGGCCAGAGACAGAGAGUGGCAAUUGCCAGAGCAAAGCUACGGGACACACCAAUCCUGAUCUUGGAUGAACCAACCAGUGCUCUUGAUCAUACAAACCGAGUCGCGGUGGUGAAAGCAAUUCGUGAGUGGCGAAAAGGAAAAACAACUAUCAUCAUCACGCACGACAUGUCACAGAUUAUGGCCAAGGACUUUCUCUACAUUCUUGAACAGGGCUCGAUCGUGAAAUCGGGAUACAGAUAUGCCGUCGAAGUAAGCCCGGGGAGUGACAAAUUUUUCAAACCGAAGAUCACAAGUGAUCUGGAAAACCAAGGCCAAAAGAUCAAGCGAGCUUUGGAGGAUUCGGACAUUGGACGCGCCAAAUAUUCUGAACCCUUGGACGCUUUGCUACCUCCAAUGGCUCUACGUGGACAUCGUCGUUCCAGCACAUCUUGGGCCCAGGGUCACAUUCCACCAAGUCUCCGCUCCAGCUCACUAGACAUAACCUCAAGAAGAAGUUCAGAGUAUAUAGCCAGGUCCGGAGAACCCCAAGCACUGUCUUUGCGUGAUUGGACCCAGCGAGUGUCUUUUAUGACAGACGAUAUAAGCUCUCAGCGCGACUCAAGAGAAAUUCCAAUUCAGUUCUCACCGGAAGAGGUUGAGAUGACUCCAAUCGAUGGUUGCAGGUCGCAAUUUGAUCGAAAUACUCACGAUCGCACCCAUAUUGUGAAAGAUUCUGCAGACACAAAAAGCCACCGAAGACAGGGCCGCCGUUCAAAAAGGCCAAAGAAGCAGCACAGGCUGAAAGACGGAAUUCCACCACUCUCUCAUAUAAUGGGUACUAUAAUCCCAAGUCUUACUUUGAAGCAGCGUGUACUCCUUUUUUUGGGACUCACAGCGUCGCUGGCUCAUGCAAGCGCCACCCCUACAUUUUCAUAUUGCCUCUCGCAGUUGUUCGGAACAUUUUAUGCCGGUACCAAUAGUGAGCACUUAACAAUGACAUGGUCUCUUGCUGUAUUGGGAGUAUCUUUCGGAGAUGGUCUUGCGUCGUUCUUCAUGCACUAUUUUCUAGAACUAUGCGGCGAGGCCUGGAUGGAUAGCUUCAGAAAGAAUGCUUUCGAACGCAUUCUCGACCAGCCGAGGGCUUGGUUUGAGAAGGAUGGUAAUGGGUCUCUUAAACUCACAUCAUCGCUUGACCAAAAUGGGGAGGAUAUGCGCAACUUGUUGGGCCGCUUCGCCGGCUUCGUCGUCGUUGCUGCGGCGAUUACCGUCAUUUCCAUCGUCUGGAGCUUGGUUGUUUGUUGGAAGUUGACACUUGUUGCUCUUUCUUGUGGGCCGGUGAUUUACAUCAUCACUCGUGGCUUCGAGGGAACCAAUGGCCUAUGGGAAAGGCGAUGUAAUGAUGCGAAUAAUGUUGCGGCCGAUGUUUUCACAGAGACAUUUUCAGAGAUCCGCACUGUGAGAACGCUAACUCUGGAAGGUCACUUCCAUCGCAAACAAGCUAAUGCUACUGCGCGGUGUUUGUUGCUUGGGUUGAAACGUGCCAUCUACACAGGCAUGUUGUUCGGCAUGGUGGAAUCGACUGUCAUAUUCUCCAGCGCUUUGAUUUUCUAUUAUGGAGCAGUAGUCGCAGCGUCUGGGGAGUUCAAUGUGAACGACGUGAUGAUGGUGUUCUCGAUGCUCCUUUUCAGCAUCGGGUAUGCAGCACAAAUCCUCUCGUGGAUUCCGCAAAUUAACACUUCUCGUGAAAUUACGACAAAACUUAUUGCUCUUGCGAAUCUCCCACGAGAUGGAUCGCAUGAGCACACUGGCACCCUGACGGUUCCAAAGUUGACCCCAAUCAAGCUCACUAAUGUGAACUUCCGCUAUCCAUCUCGGCCCAAGACAUUGGUGUUGAAAAAUGUGUCUAUUUCAAUCCCACGCAACUCAUGCACGGCGCUUGUGGGACGAUCGGGAUCGGGGAAAUCUACGAUCGCGUCGCUCCUAGUAGCACUCUAUGAAGCCCCAAUUUCUGAAACUGGACGACCGACGGUGACACUCGGAGGUGCAGACAUUCUUCGAUUGCAAGUUCCCACCCUCCGCUCACAGAUCUCCAUAGUGUCACAACAACCCACGAUCUUCCCCGGCACAAUUUAUGAGAAUAUCAUAUACGGCGUUGAUCCGCACAGCCCGCUGGCCACAUCCCACAGUGUUCGCGUCGCCGCCCAAGGAGCCGGAAUCGAUGACUUUAUCUCCUCCCUUCCACGAAGCUACAACACAGUCAUCGGGGACGGCGGUGUCGGUCUUUCGGGUGGUCAGAAACAACGCGUAGUUAUUGCACGGGCACUCUUGCGUCAACCUCAAAUCUUGAUUCUGGACGAAGCCACUUCUAAUCUGGAUCCUGCCGGCGCGGAGAUCGUGCGUCAAACAGUGCGGCGGUUGGUCGCAACGCGCCGUGGGCUUACUGUUAUCAUCAUCACGCACGCCAAAGAAAUGAUCGAGAUUGCGAAUCAUGUCGUUGUUCUUGACCAGGGAGCUGUCGUCGAAGAUGGACCAUAUGAAAAAUUGGCAAUGAGGAUCGGAGGCAAGUUGCAUGCUUUAAUCAGUGACCCUGAAGAAGCUGGGCCAUAA